Molecule: messenger RNA, 1101 nt
Organism: Sitodiplosis mosellana (orange wheat blossom midge)
Lineage: Eukaryota; Metazoa; Arthropoda; Insecta; Diptera; Cecidomyiidae
Gene: TfIIFbeta
Product: general transcription factor IIF subunit 2
Exons: 2
Coding region: 107-931 (274 amino acids)
Biological process (GO): transcription initiation at RNA polymerase II promoter; transcription by RNA polymerase II
Cellular component (GO): transcription factor TFIIF complex
Source: RefSeq, a predicted model, not a curated record
UUUCACAGUUGGUUGCAAUACAUCAUCGACGAAACAUCAACAUACUCAAACUGUUGAAGAAAAUAUAAGGAAAAAGUCCCAUUUCAUUGUGUAAUAAUUGGCAAAAAUGUCGUCAAAAGAUGAACAAAUCAAACAUGUUGACAAAGAUUUGGAUUUGUCAAAUGCGGGAAGAGGUGUAUGGCUUGUGAAAGUGCCGAAAUAUUUAGCAAACAAAUGGGAAAAAGUGCCCGGUUCCACUGAAGUUGGUAAAUUGCGCAUCACCAAGCAGCCCGGACAAAAGGCACAGGUAUCACUGUCACUCAACGAAAACAUCACAAAAAUUGAUCCCGAAGAGCCCAUUCCGAAAGAGCAUUUCUUGGACGUGUCAGUUGUGACGAAGCAAACGUUAGGCGUAUUUUCACACACAGCUCAGGGAAAAAGUGAUGAGACAAAUCCAGAAAGUGAGAAACUAUUUAUGGAAGGUCGAAUCGUUCAGAAAUUGGAAUGUCGACCAAAUGCUGACACAACGUACAUGGCACUGAAGAAGGAGUCAAUUCGUAAAGCUGCCGAACCCGAACGUAAAGUACAAUCAUUGGAUCGUAUUGUACAGAACUUCAAACCGGUGUCCGAUCACAAGCACAAUAUCGAAUACCGUGAGAAACGCAAAGCCGAAGGCAAGAAAGCUCGUGACGACAAAGCCGCUGUUCAAGAUAUGCUGUUCAAUGCAUUCGAAAAGCAUCAAUACUACAAUAUCAAGGAUUUGGUGCGGAUCACAAACCAGCCGAUUGCCUAUUUGAAAGAGGUCCUGAAGGAAGUAUGUGAUUACAAUAUGAAGAAUCCGCACAAGAACAUGUGGGAGCUGAAGAAAGAAUAUCGUCACUACAAGUCUGAAGAGAAAAAAGCGACCGCCACCACACAAUCGGCAAGCGCCACACUGUCUGACAGCGACUAAUCCAACUCAAUACUUACCAUCAGCAUUACUUAUCAUUCACGAUUACCGGACGCGUGAUUAUUUUGAUUUUUUUUCUACAACUUUUUUCCCCUUGAAUAAUUAUAUUUAGGUGUAAAUGAAUAUCACAAUCAAAAACAAAGAGAAAUAAAUGAACAAUACUUUGUAAAGUU